Messenger RNA from Dalotia coriaria, 2951 nucleotides. Its product is annotated as transmembrane protein 145-like. The coding region runs from base 539 to 2866 and encodes 775 amino acids. The record is from RefSeq and is a predicted model, not a curated record. Gene Ontology annotation, biological process: response to pheromone; G protein-coupled receptor signaling pathway. The transcript has 7 exons. NCBI's taxonomy places the organism in Eukaryota, Metazoa, Arthropoda, Insecta, Coleoptera, Staphylinidae.
UUCCGUCAAAACCAUUCAAACACAUAACAAGCAAUGUGAACUAUCCAUGUUAUUUAUAUGAUCCAUAUAAAAUCAUACGAGUAUACACAUGCGCUCCCUACCGGUGAUUAUUUCAACUCCUAAUUUUUACUCAAAAAAAACACAAAACUGCAUUGAAAUCACCUAGAUUCACUCACAUAACCUAAUAUUAAAGCUUUAUAUAGUAAUAAACAAGUUAAUAUGACAAUAUUUAAUGUGUUUAUCAUCAUUUGACGCCUAAUUGAAUUAUUUUUAUCGCGCCAAGGCCGAAUUAUUCUAUAUUUAUGUGUAAUUGAUGAAUGUGCGAUUAGCAGCACGCCAUGCGACUGAUUACCGGUCAGUGUGUGAUGUAUUCCGAGCAUUCUCACAUGUUUCACAACCGGUACACCAACCAUGUUUGUAUAAUACCGGCAAAUGUUACCAAUGGCAACGCGCGCGUGACAAAAGAGCUAAAAAAACAAUCGAUGUCUGCAUACGCCGCUCAGUUACCCAUCGCGUUUCUCCAAACUAAAAACCCGCGAUGUUGAAGGCGGUGCACGUGAGUUACCUGCUCAUCUACGCCGUGUGCUUCCGCAUCCUCGUUGAAUGCAAGUACAUCGAAGGCGAGCUCAAUACCUGGGAGAAUUGGGCAUUCAUGGCGCGAUUCUGUUUCCUGUCGGAGGCCGGCCAGUUUGAGUACUAUAUUGAGUACGAAGAGGAUCAAGGCACGCCGAAUUUACUGCUGUAUUACGAUGAGGAUGAUCAGUGGCCUGCUGUGUAUAAAUCAAACAAAAAUUGUCAUGCAAGGGAAAGUGUUUUGAGACCAGAACAGAACCAAAUCGUUAAUCUAAGCACGCGGUUUCCUUUCUCAGAGGCGGCUGGGUGUCGCGUGCCGCCAGCAGUGACCACUCCACGCACGAAAUAUACUUACAUCGUGCCUACAUUGAGUACAAAACCUACAACUAGGAAAACAACGCAUGGAAAAACAAUAAUCACACAAAAAGUCACUAUAAGUUUUUCUACAACCGAAAGUGAUGAUUAUUCAACUACAGAUGGCUCUACUAUCAGCACUACGAGUAAUAAUUAUGAAGAAAAUGAAAUAAUUGAAUCAACAACACAAUUUUCUGACAUAACCUCAACAUAUUCAAUUAGUUCAAGUGACACAACAUAUUCUUCUCCUUCAACGUUGAAUUUACUCAAUGAUGAAGUUACUUUACCUACGAAUUAUUAUCAGACGGAUGUGGUGAACAUCGAUGAAGAAAACCCGCCGAUACGUAAACGCAAACGUUCCGCCGAUGGUACUACCCCGGUACACCGUCUACAUCAGGAUGGCGCUGCUCGCAUUAUUCGUCAAGGCAGGACUGUCACUUGUCGUAAUGCGCGCCGGUUCCGCACUGCACGUGAGCGCUGGUGGUUCAUCGCCGUGAGUAACUGCCGUGGUAAUCGUGGUAUACACAUACGAUACAGAAUGUUGAUGACGAAUGGAGAUCCUGGUGAUUAUUGGCAUGAGCAUUUCUCUGCGGAUGAAUUUUAUGUCUUACCUGUCUUGAUGGCGUUCUCAGUGGCAUACUCAUUCCUCCUGCUAGCGAUAAUAAUCUGUUCAAUAGAGUUGAAAUCACGUCAACUGCUGCAUUCAACGUAUAAAUUAUUCGUGUUCAGUACACUGAUACAGUUCUUCGGGAUUGUGUUCAAGAGUAUGUGUUAUUUGAAAUACGCUGUGAAUGGUUUAGGCUCACCUGGACUGCGUGUGAUGGGGAAUAUGUUCAUGGGCAUGUCGGAAACAUGUUUUCUCUUGCUUUUGUUACUCCUGGCGAAAGGAUAUACUGUCACUAGGGGGCGGUUACCGUUGAGCGCAGGCGUGAAAGUCACUAUAUUCAUGUGUUUGUACGUUGUCACUUACAUUUCACUAUUCAUCUAUGAAGCUAAGGUAUUUGAUCCCGGUGAGGUUUUAUACACUUACGAAUCCCCUGCUGGUUAUGGUUUGAUUAUUCUCCGCAUCGCGGCGUGGUGUAUGUUCAUAUAUUCAACUGUAUUCACAUUGAAGCAUUAUCCUGAAAAAGCCAACUUUUAUUAUCCGUUCAACGUCUUCGGGACUUUAUGGUACAUCGCAGGCCCUGCGUUUAUCAUCAGCGCGAAUACUUACAUAGAUAAAUGGGUGCGUGAGAGUGUUGUAUGCGCUGUGUUACUUUUCAUCACCUUUGGAGGACAUUUGAUGUUUCUACUGCUGACAAUGCCAUCUGUAGCUAACAAAAACUUCCCCUACCACGUCCGCACGACACAAAUCGGCGUAAUGGAGCAAUGCGGCGACAUCGGCCCAAAUUCCAUCGAGCAAUUCACGCGCCACGCUUAUGAACCGACAUCCAACGGCUUGGAUCAGACUGUAAUCGUCCCGCUGAGUCGACGCACUGAAGAUUUAUUCAGUGGUUUAUACAGCCAACAACAGUAUACAUCCACGUCGGCUUCACGCAGGAAUGACAGCUUGCAUCACGACGCCAUCUUGCACAACGAGCACGACCCGCGCAUGAGCGAAACAUCCAUGGAGAAUGUUCUCAGCUGGUCGCUAGCGAAGAAUUUCAACACGAUUGAUCCACCGAGGAUGGAUAGACGUUUAUCAGCUGCACUGCAAGAAGCCCGACGCAGCAGUGGCGACAUCCCGCUGUCACGACAAGAAACAGCCGAGGCUAAUGGCAGCCAUGUGCUACAAGAUUGGAUCCGUGAAGUCCCCGUCGAGUUAUUCACAGUUUCCAAAGCAGUUGCAACCAAAACAAGUGUGAAUUCACCACAAGAAACACACUCACCCUCAGCCCCGGAAUCUAACUCACUAAAUAUCGAAACAGGAAAGAUUUUACGUCCAGACUCGCCCGAUUAACUUAGGCAACUUCUCAUACACCAAAGUAACCAAUAUAAAAUUUAUUUUAUAGAAAAAUAUAAUAUAACAACACUCACCUUAUAAA